AUGUACAACCCAAGCAAGCGUACUAUCAAAAGAAGACAGAGAACAGCUGUACCUCAGUUCUUACUGGAUUACUUUUCUGAAGACGUUCCAAUAAGUGGUUUGAAUUAUAUUCCCACUGAAAACCCAUCUGUUUCUGAGGCGGAAUUUAGUAGUCCUCGCCUAAAGUAUACAUAUACGCGCAAGAAGAGAGCAAGAACCAUGGCUGUAGCCCCCGUAGAAACGCCUUCCGAGAACAUUGCUGCUUCUCAGACUGACUUGGACGUCGAAAUUGAUUUCGAUACAUAUGAAGCCAGUCAGACCCAGAAAAGAAGCCUCUACAACAAGUGGGUAGAUUUGCUUCCCCAGUUAGCCGAUUCCUUCCUGCGUUACCUUGGAAGAUGCAAGGAUGGCUGUCUGGAUAAGAAGGUUAUUGCUCCUUUGUCUCAUUUCCUUUGUUCUUGCACAAAGUUCUCUAAGAAAAACAUCUACAUGUUUUUUUUGCAUUCCUCAGGAACAUUUGAGGUUGUUUUUUGCGGAUGCAAGUCCAUUCCCGAGCAGUUGGUUGAGAUGGGUAUGCUCCCUGCUUCCCUCAACAAUGUCCAAUAUGCAAUUCAUUUCGGACUUCUUGAGUUUAUGAGAGACAUGCGAGAUGUUCUUGCCACCUCUGGCCAGGGCUUGGCCGAUCUGUACAAUAAGAUCAAUCUGGGUGCUGAGAGACAGAUCUCAAAGGCAUAUUGCCAAAAUCUUCUGCAUGUCUUCAUCAGGCUUACGAUGAUUGUUGAGGCCAAGGUAGAGAAGCUUUCGCCUGGAUUCCGGGAAUCCAACUGUUGCCCUGCUUGUCCAGAUGUUGACAGCAAUGUGGCCGUUGACGACUGUCGAUAUGUUGCUAUGGAUGGCAAUUUUAGCCUGAAGUGUGAGAGGAGGAAAGAUGGUGAGGGUGAUGUUGGCGAAGAGUUGGAGCAAGUAGAGGCUCAACUCAAGCAGGUGUGGAUUGGUGACGACGUGGUGAAGACGUAUGAGAAGGAGAGGGCUGAAGAAGGCGUAGGUCGGUUCGACAGCAACUUCCAUGCUGGCUCUGGCAGUUUGGCAAAGUCCAUAAAGUACCCUAUUAAGGGUCUUUUUGCGGCGAGCUGUGCACGCCAUGAGUCAGUCAUUAAGUUGGUAGACAUGGAAACUGGUGAAGGGUUUAAGUACCCUCUCUCCAUAAUUAAUCAACUACUUGGUGAUUCAGGUAGUGAUGGCCAGUCUGCUGAUAACUCUCCCAACAUCAAUGUGAUGUAUGAUGUUGUCUGUAAGCUGGCAAAGUCACUGAAGGCUAACUUUCCCGGACUGAUGGAGAAAUCAAAACUAGCAGUUCCGAUUUUCCAUGCGUAUGCUCAUGUUCAACACUGCCAGGUUAAGCUCAACCCUAAAUAUAGAGAUGGGUUUGGCUUGACAGAUGGUGAAUGUUUGGAACGCCUCUGGUCAUAUCUUAACCGCUUUGUGACGAUGACCAGAAAGAUGGGACAAGCAAACCGGAAGUUGGUCUUGUACAGAGCCAUCAAGUUCCGCAAUGAGACGAAGAAGGUUGAGUUGGGCUUGAUGUUGGAGAGUAAGUAUGUCAAAGCAAAGCGCAUCAUAGAAGAAUCCAGGAAGGCGUUGGAGGGAUUCGACUGUGUUGUGAUUGAGCGAGAAUGGAAGCAGCAUGUUAACAAGGUAGAGAAGUCGGAGAACUACGUUGACAUUGCUGAUUUGAUGGAGUCCGGCCGUAAGGUUCAAGGCAAUAUUGCUUUGUUCCUUGUAAAUUUUACAAUUUUGCGCCGACUAAGAGAGCUCGCUAAUGAUGCCAACGGAAAUCAUGUGAAAGAUGAGAUCAAUAGGCUGAAGCACGAAAUGGAGAAGUUGAAGGCGAAGAUCCAGGAGGAAGUUGAGGGCUUCCAAGAACCUGAUGAAGAAAAUACAAACCUCAUAAAAUAUAUAGAAGAAAAUGCCCAGCUAGGGUACAACGAGUUCCUAGCUUACAAAAAAACAUAUUCAAAGAUGCGAUUAGAGCCAAUGUUCGAGCGUAUCAUGAUACCUCGACAUUGCUUUACAAAUCUGGCCAUAUCGGCACAAAAAAAGCAAAACAACACCAAACCAGCCUGAAUAAACAGGCCAAACAAAUUACCUACCUCGUCCAAGCAUUCAACCUUGAAUUCAAUGAGUCUUUGACCUUUGAUUCAAUAAUCAAUAAAAAAAGUAUUUUCUGGGAUGCGGAAAUCCGUCCCGAAGUCCAUCUCUUUUUGGCAAAGAAAAGAGCAGAAGAAGAAGUUGCACUUCUGAAGCAUGAUGCCUUCUGGCUCCAACACCGUGCCACAAAAGAAAGGACUUUAAGAGAGCAAGGGCUAAAAGCCCUUGACAAUGCUGUAGGUACUCUGGACAAAGAGGUUCUUUGCGGGAUGCAGUUCCUUUUGGCUAGAAAGCUUCGGCUUUCUAUGUCUUGGGAGCGAGCAGUCUUUGCUCAGACCAGUUUCCUUCUGGGAACUUCGUCUUCUCCCUCCUCCAUUCCUUCCACCUCCUCCUCCGUUCCUUUUGAGCCCUCAUCUGUCUCUUCCUAUUCAUUCACCGUUGAAGACAUAAACUCCCCCGAUGAUGGAGAAGCCACCAUCGCUUUUGUUGUGGAAGGUGAUGACGACAAUGCCGAUGCCGAUGAAGGCGAAGAAUACAAUAAUAUAUUUGAGUCUGAGACUAUAUAUGUUUGCUCAUUUUUGGAAAGUCAUUCAUGA
Messenger RNA from Phycomyces blakesleeanus NRRL 1555(-), 2723 nucleotides. RefSeq lists its product as hypothetical. The transcript is spliced from 11 exons. The record is from RefSeq and is a predicted model, not a curated record. NCBI's taxonomy places the organism in Eukaryota, Fungi, Mucoromycota, Mucoromycetes, Mucorales, Phycomycetaceae. The coding region runs from base 1 to 2103 and encodes 700 amino acids.